AUGACUUCCAAACCCCAAAUACCGUAUCUUCGUGACACCCCAACGUCAAAACAACUUGUCGUCAAUGGAAAGCCAUUCCUCAUUCUCGGCGGAGAGUUGCAGAACUCGUCAUUCAGUUCUGUCGAAUACAUGAACACGGUAUGGUCAAGUCUGGCUGCCAACAAUUACAACACAGUAUUGGGGAGUGUUGGCUGGGAGCAGAUUGAGUCCAUCGAAGGCACUUUUGACUUUGGCGUCUUGGAUGUACAGAUCGAAGCUGCUCGUCGCUGGGGAUUACGAAUCAUCCUGCUGUGGUUCGGGAGUUUCAAGAAUGGUAGUUUAUUAGCAAUGACUGGAAUCUUCCUAAUUGUUGCUGACCGUUGGAUCUUGGUUANNGGACUUUCGUCGUACACUCCGGCAUGGGUCAAGCAAGACGAUAAGCGGUUCCCUCGAACAAAGCUUAGAGACUCCACAGGCAAUCUCAUCACCGGUGACGUCUUGUCUGUCUUUGGCAAAGAGAGCAUAGCCGCAGAUGCAAGAGCUUUCACGCAACUCAUGCGACAUCUCAACAAGAUAGACGGCGACCACUCGACCGUAAUAAUGGUACAAGUAGAGAACGAAGUCGGUGUCCUCGGAGACUCGAGAGACUGCAGCCCAGCCGCCGAAAAGCAUUUCAAUGCUCCGAUGCCAGCAGACAUGAUUCAAUUCUUAAACAGCGACUGGUCAAAGAAGACACCUAAAUUUCAAGCCAAUUUCAAGGAUAUUGAGACCAAAACAUUCUCUCAAGACAUGUCUUGGGCAGAUCUUGGUGGUCCAAAAGAGAGCGUUGAUGAGCUUUUCAUGGCUUAUCACUACGCACACUAUCUUGAGCACAUCACCUCUGCUGGCAAGAAGGAAUACCCACUCCCAAUGUACACCAACGUAUGGCAAAACUACGCCGAUGAAGAUGCAGACAUCAAUGCGCCCACCAUCGCCGGCGGCGGCAACUCACCCGGCGAUUACCCCUCAGGAGGCGGUGUAACCGACGUCCUCGAUAUCUGGCAAACCUUUGCACCUUCUCUCGAUACAAUCGCCCCUGACAUCUAUCUCAAUAACUACACGGCCUCGUGUGCGAAGUACAGACACAACAACCAAGUCCUCCUCAUUCCAGAGCAACGGCGCGAUGAUUACGGUGCCCUGCGUGUUUGGGCAGCGUUUGGUUCAUACCAAUGCAUCGGCACAGCACCAUUUGGUGUCGACACGGUACACUACACAGACAGCCCUUUCACAGCAACUUAUGGCUUGUUGGCAAAAGUCUCUCGCCAUAUAUUGACCGCGCAAGCAAAAGGCAAUGCAAGCGUGGGCUUCUUCUUCGAUGACAUAUCCGCAGAUGGCAAAGAUAACUCGCAACCAAUCUCGGCCUCCCUCGAGUCAUGGAAACUCACCAUCGAACGUUCUUUUGUUUUCGGUAAGCCGUCAGCUGGCGCAGGAAUGGUGAUUUAUCUCGAAGACAAAGACCAGUUCCUUCUGAUAGGAUUUGGUUUCCAAGUCUCUUUCGAGUCAUCAAACCCGAAAGCACACUUCACAGGCAUUCUUAAGUUUGAAGAAUGUGAUAUUUCAGACUACGAAACAGGCGAGAUGCGGACAGUACGACUUCUCAAUGGCGAUGAGACGAGGAGUGGCAAGUCUUGUGUCAUGCCGAACGUGAACCCGGACUACGGCGGGUUCCCAAUCAGCAUCACCAUUCCUGGGAGAACAGGGAUUGCCAUAUGUCAACCUUAUGCUUUGUUGAACUAA
Molecule: messenger RNA, 1755 nt
Organism: Aureobasidium vineae
Lineage: Eukaryota; Fungi; Ascomycota; Dothideomycetes; Dothideales; Saccotheciaceae
Source: the annotation of a GenBank genome assembly